Messenger RNA from Haliotis rufescens (red abalone), 3386 nucleotides. RefSeq names its product serine/threonine-protein kinase RIO3-like. Bases 297 to 1961 code for a protein of 554 amino acids. Gene Ontology annotation, molecular function: protein serine/threonine kinase activity; ATP binding. The transcript has 12 exons. The record is from RefSeq and is a predicted model, not a curated record. NCBI's taxonomy places the organism in Eukaryota, Metazoa, Mollusca, Gastropoda, Lepetellida, Haliotidae. Gene Ontology annotation, cellular component: cytosol; preribosome, small subunit precursor. Gene Ontology annotation, biological process: maturation of SSU-rRNA; protein phosphorylation.
UCUAGUAAAUUUCACAAGCGGACGACAUUUCCUUUCGCAAUAGUUUAUUUUUAAUUUUUGGUUGUAAUUCUGUUUAUAAAAGUUUGUUCUGUAACGGCAGUUUCAUAAGACUUUAGAUUUUGGCAAAGAACAUUUGAAGAAAACACAGUCCGUCAAUUUUAUUUGAGAACUAUCGUUUGGGGACAGAUCUUUCUACCCUGGAAGUUGUAAAUCUGCCAGCCUUUACUAAGCCUAGCGUUUCAUCAAGCACCAUUGAAGCCAGGAAGCAUCCAGUUUCACCUAUCACAUCAAAAGCUAUGGAAGGUACAGUGUCUGAGAAUCCAGUACCCACCCAAACCAUUGCCCCAUCUACUAAUCCCUGGGCAAAGAAGUCAACCCCGUGGGGAAGAAGCCCUCCAGUUGUGCCCUGCUCUCUGGAGGAAGUGAUGAGUGAACAGCUGGCAGCAGAUCUUCAGGACAAGGAAGGGUGGCCAGAGUUAGGUCCUGUGGAGACAAAACAGACGGUGCAAGGACAAGAAGCUGCUGCAGCUGCUGUUCCUGAUGUGACUGAAGAUGAAGUGACAGAGAUCCUGGCAGCUGCAGGCAUAGCUACAGACAAGGAUGGGACAAGUGAUGAACUUAUUGCCCGGAUGAUGCAGCUAGAGUUUGACAGAGAACAUAACAAAAUGCUUCAGAAAGAACAGGAAAAAUUGAAUGGAACUAACAAAGUUCAAAUAACAUUUGACAACUAUAAGACAAGACAUCCAGUAUAUGAGGCAGAAGAAGAGGAGGAUAGUGAUGAAUAUGAAGAGCAACCAGAGAAAAGUAACUGGGAUAAGAAAAGUCCUAAAAUUGGCCCCAAAGGUUACACUGGCUCUGGGAAGAACAUCACUACCAAGCAUGACAAGGAAAUCUGUGGCAGGCGCAAUGCUGAGAAGAUGAUGAUGUUCCCCCCAGGUUUCGGGUCGGGAGAUGGUGAGGGCAUGGACAUGCAGCUGCCGAACCAUGUGUACAACAAGCUGAAGGCUCACUCACAGAAGGAGGACAAGCACAGAGAGAAGCUGCACGAGAAGAAGGAACACUCUACUGCUGAGCAUGCUGUAGAUCCCCGGACUCGACUACUGAUGUACAAGUUGGUCAACAAUGGCGUGUUGGAUUCUAUUUCUGGCACCAUCAGUGGUGGCAAGGAGUCUGUGGUCUUCCAUGCUUUUGGUGGCAGUAUUGAGGACAUGAAUGUGCCAAAGGAGUGUGCUAUUAAAGUGUUCAAAACAACACUGAAUGAAUUCAAGAAUCGGGAACAGUACGUCCAUGGAGAUCCCAGGUUUUUCAAGGAUGACUUCAAGAAACAGAAUCCAAGGAAAAUAAUGAAACUGUGGGCCAACAAAGAAGCUUACAAUCUCAACAGGAUGAAGAAAUUUGACCUCCCCUGCCCCCAUGUGGUUGUAAGAAAACAGCAUGUUCUCGUCAUGUCUUUCAUUGGAGAGGAUGGAAUAUCAGCUCCUAAACUGAAGAAUGCAAGGAUGUCAUCUGCAGACAUGGAAGAUGCAUAUGCACAAACAAAGAAGAUAAUGUGGGACUUACAACAGAAAUGUGGCAUUGUACAUGCAGACUUGAGUGAGUUCAACAUGUUGUGGCACAAGGAUCAGGUGUAUGUCAUCGAUGUGAGUCAGGCUGUGGACCAGGUUCACCCCAAGGCCAUGGAGUUCCUCUACAGGGACUGCUGUAACGUCACAAGGUUCUUCAAUAGUUACGGCGUCCAUGAUGUGGCAUCACCAGAGGAGUUGUUUAAUGAAACCACAAGGCUCAGUAUUCAGGGAACAGGAGCUGACUUUCUUUGUCAGGUUCAGCGCUAUGACAAAGACAGGAAGGAAUCCAUGGUAACACAUGCCAAUCAAUACAAGGAGUAUGCUUUCGACUUCCACUUCGAUAUUUCACAGAGGGAGAGGGAGAUGGGUUCACAGGACAGUGAUGAAGAGGACUGAACAUACAGCACUCAGUACAGUUCGGUCUGACCGGGAAUUGCUCACUGCCAAAGCCAUGUUGCCCAGCUGAAUGCAAGCUAAUCUAAAGAUGAUGUUUGUCUAGCUGCAGUCUUACUGCAUCAGGGGUAAUGAAAGUAUCACAGUCUUUCAUGACAAACUUGAAACAGUCGAUGUUGGUGUUUGUUUCCUGUUUUCUGACUUUGUUCUUCUCGAAAGAAGAAUAUAUUGCAGACAAACAAGUGAAUGAAAGCUCACUUUACUACAUCAAAAUCAGAAUGCUACAUCUCGUAAUAUUUCAAUAAGAAAUAUUAGUGCAUAUCAUUUAAUGCAUAAAGUUGAAAUCAGGUAAUGGUUGUACAAGAGUGUAUAAGAUAUUCAUGUGUGCCUAGGUAGGUCAUCUUGAUGUGAAAAGUAAACCCCAUGAGAUGCACGCGCACACACGCGCACACGCACACACACACACACACACACACACACACACACACACACACACACACACACACGUCUUUGAUGUGUAAACAAAAUGGUCAGUUACUUCAUAUAUUAAGUUUGACUCAUACCAACCUCAUCCAGUGAUAUGUUGCUGUGCCUAUAUUCUAUGACGGAUCCGACCAUGUAUUUGGUGUUCAUAAAGUAACAUUUACCAUGUUUAACCAUGUCAUUGCAUUCUUGAUUUAAUGAAACAGAAUAUAUUUUUUAGUCUUGACUUUGAAAGUGUAUGCCAGUGUUCAAAACUCAAAAUUUUCCAGUCUUUUCACACUAUGAAAUAAGCUAAUAUUCAGAAACGUUACCAUUCCUGAUGAAACAUUAUGUGUGACUUAUCAUGCUUAGAUCAACAGGUGCUUUUGCUUGUUGUACUAUAUCUAACUGAAACAGGACAUAUUGAUCAGUGGAGUACACACUGCAUAUUGAAGCAGUACAUAUUUAUUACAGAUGCAUAUUUAUUAGAACUGGUCACAGUUACAACAUGUAAAUAUUUGUGCAUAAUGUGUAUGAACUAAUUCCAAAUGAAAUGAAGCCUUGAUGUGAUUGCCUUCGUCAAUGUCAUUUUCAAAAUGCACAAUAUGACAAUCUCCCAAUAGAAAAACUAUUUGUUAAUGAUCAGAAACAUAACUGUCGUGUUCUUUUGCAAGAGUGAAUGAAAUGUGUAGAUUGUCUUUCACUCAGCCAUUGAUGCAGCAUGUCUGCAUCCUUGUUAUAGUUGUUAGUUUCAGUAUGUGACUGUAGUGUUGUUUUGUCAUAAGGCAAAGAGUUUUGAUCAUGUCCAGAUCACUUCCCAUUUGUAAUGUGACAUUGUCAAACUGAUGUGUGAUGUUAUCACCGAAUGAAUGUGUGGGAUGAGUGAUGUUGAUUCUAUUUAUGUCUUGAGUAUCAUUUACAUGGUUCUUUUUACACAGGUGUUGGAAUAAAAAUUUCAACAAGAAA